AUGCAGCGCUCCAUGCGGGGUUUGUGGCUUCUACGGCCAUCGGUUACAACCUCCUCUGCGUCACGGCUACCGCCGCCGCUGGUGCUGCUGCAAAAACAACAACAUGCGCGUCGUUUUAUGAGUGACGGCGGCUCAAAUGGCGUGGAUGCCUCUUCCGGUGAGACGGCUGUGGCCCGCCGGGCUCUGCCACCGUCGGACUUCCCGGAGCGGAGUUUCCUCAAGUGCAUUGAGAAGGAGAUGCAGGACGAGGCCCUGCGGCUUGACAAGGAGGAAGGGCCGCCACCGCCACCGUCUGGGUGGGAGAUGUACCAUGCACCGGGGACGAGUCUCUUUUACGGCCGCCGCUGGUGGGUGCCGCCGACUCCUGUCACACCGACAGGGCAACGUGUGGCGCCGCGUGUUUUGGAGCGGCACACAAUCCGAGUGCAGCUCACAACGCGAGAUCCCUCACUGGAUCCGGAGUGCGAUGUGCGUGGCGAACACUUUCCCUUUUCCCUGUUUGUGCAACGCGUCGCCGAUGGUGCCGGUACGUCGGCAGCCACUGUUCAUGGAUCCUCCUCCUCGCCUCCUGUCAACCACGCGGAGAGGGCACAUGAGGUGUUGGGAGAGGAGGUGGAGGAGCGCGGCCUUUACGAGCAGAGUAUCGAAGUACGGGCCGAUUUUGUGGAAGGAGAAUUAGUUGUCGACCAUGUUGUCUUUCAUGGCACAUUUAAACCCUCCGCGGCAUUCAAGCCUCGGACGAAUACCCACAGCAAUGCAACUGAGCCCCAAGAAACUGAGGACAAUAAAAAUAAAUCCUCUUGUGUCUCGACAGAAUCGGAGGUGCAUUACAACAAUAUGUUUGGUGGUUAUCCUGGACCGAAUUUAGACGAGGCGGAGGAAGAGGUACUUGACGGGAUACAGGCCUGGCUUGCAGAGCGCUGUAUCGAUGAUCAAUUUGGUGAGUUUGUUGGUCAGUACUCCGUGUGGGUGGAACAGAUGGAGUACGAGAGGUGGUUACGGCAACUACGGGAUUUUGUGACGGCUUAA
Trypanosoma cruzi is the source of this 1029-nucleotide messenger RNA. RefSeq lists its product as uncharacterized. The transcript has a single exon. Lineage: Eukaryota; Euglenozoa; Kinetoplastea; Trypanosomatida; Trypanosomatidae. Gene Ontology annotation, cellular component: mitochondrial matrix. The record is from RefSeq and is a predicted model, not a curated record. The coding region runs from base 1 to 1029 and encodes 342 amino acids.